AUAAAUUCGCAUCAACUAAUCAACAUUCAUCAGCAAAAAAUAAGAGAGAGAGAGAGAGAAACAGAGAUGGAAAGAGUGUUUUCAAUGGAUGAGAUAGACCACUUCUGGUCGCCCCACCCUCAGCCGCGCCUCGGCGGCGAAGACGGCGGAGACGAGGCGGCAUCACGCCUUUCCUCCUCCGCCGCGAGCACUGCCGAAUCUAAGCUCGCAGGGAUGAACCGCAGCGCUUCGGAGUGGGCGUUUCAACGCUUCCUCCAGGAGGCCUCCGAUCGGACCACCACCACCACCAUACAGUCGUCGUCUUCCUCGACUCAUCACAACGAAGACGUCGCGGAGAUCAAAGGCGGCAGCAGCCGCCAUAAUUUAAUUGACGUAGGGGUCAAUGCAAAUCAGCAGCAGCCGAAGACGGCGGCGGCAGGGGCCCCACCCCCAAAUGUGUCGCCAGAUUCUGAGGAGUAUCAGGCCUACCUCAAAAGUCGCCUUGAGCUUGCGUGCGCAGCCGUUGCUUUGACUCGGGGAAGCAAUGUGAAGAAUCCAGUCUCUACAGUUGCGGCGCCGGACAACGGCUCUCAGGCUUCGAAUUCGUUGCAGCUCAGCCCUCUUGUUGCCCAUAAAGAUUCAGUAAAGGUACAAGAUAAGGAUGGUGGUGGUGGUCCAGUCGGUAUACCUCCGCUCCCUGCUAUCUCUAAGAAAUAUGGGGUUCAAGUGAAGUCAACAACAAGUGGAUCAUCAGGGGAACAGUCUGAUGAUGAUGAAGCUGAGGGAGAAAAUGAAUCAACUCAAAACAUGGAUCCUACAGAUGCCAAACGCAUGAGAAGAAUGCUUUCAAAUAGAGAAUCAGCUAGACGCUCUAGACGAAGAAAGCAGGCCCAUUUGUCUGAGCUUGAGACGCAGGUUUCUCAAUUAAGAGUUGAGAACUCUUCUUUACUUAAACGCCUCACCGACAUAAGCCAUAAGUACAAUGAAGCAGCUGUUGACAAUAGAGUUCUGAAGGCUGAUGUCGAGACACUGAGAGCAAAGGUAAAAAUGGCUGAAGAAACAGUUAAAAGAGUCACUGGGUUGAACCCACUGUUCCAAGCUAUGUCAGAGAUCUCCACAAUGGGCAUGCCCUCUUUCUCCGGCAGUCCCGACACUUCAGCUGAUGCAGCUGUACCUGUGCAAGAUGAUCCGGAGCAGCACUACUACCACGCCCCUUCCAGCAGCCAGGCUUCGGUGCAAGACCACAGAGUUCGAAACAGUGUGGUGGACAUUCCUCCGGCAGAGAAUGCACAAGCAGAUGCAGCAGCUGGGGCAAACAAGAUGGGAAGGACGGUUUCUAUGCAGAGAGUCGCAAGCUUGGAGCAUCUCCAGAAGCGCAUCCGCGCCUCCUCGGAUACUCAAGGCACCGGAGAGCAAUAAGGCUGUACUGUAAAUCUUUGAGAGAUAAUACCACUCAUUAUUAAUCCAUUCAUGCAUUGGUUUCAAUUGUUGUCUCUAUGAAGAGAUUCAUAUCCCCCUCUUUCCAUUUGUAAGUUCCCCAUCUAACUAAUUUAUACUCCUUGAGACUCAACUUUCUAGUGACCUUUUUUACUCUGUUUA
Messenger RNA from Salvia hispanica, 1578 nucleotides. RefSeq names its product light-inducible protein CPRF2-like. Gene Ontology annotation, molecular function: DNA-binding transcription factor activity. Lineage: Eukaryota; Viridiplantae; Streptophyta; Magnoliopsida; Lamiales; Lamiaceae. Gene Ontology annotation, biological process: regulation of DNA-templated transcription. The record is from RefSeq and is a predicted model, not a curated record.